Quercus lobata is the source of this 2131-nucleotide messenger RNA. RefSeq names its product Tic22-like family protein. The coding region runs from base 112 to 1746 and encodes 544 amino acids. Lineage: Eukaryota; Viridiplantae; Streptophyta; Magnoliopsida; Fagales; Fagaceae. The transcript is spliced from 8 exons. Gene Ontology annotation, biological process: protein transport. The record is from RefSeq and is a predicted model, not a curated record.
UCUGAAAAAAAAAAAAAAAAAAAAAAAAAAAAUCCAAAACCUGAUUGAAGAAAGAACAAAGCACAAUAGAUAAGAGUCAUAGACAGACACACGCCCAAAAUCCCAAAACCCAUGGCUUCCUCAACCGAGCCCAUAUCCCACUUCCUCCAGUCCGCCACAUCCAAUCUCCUCUCCAUCUUCACCCCCAAAACGACGUCGUCGUCGUCCUCCUCCUCCUCCCUAACCACCUCCAAAAUCUGCGUCCCUUUGGUCCUCCCUAUCCCUAUGCACUCCUUACACUUCGACUCCUCAGACUCAAUUUCCAAUUCCAAUUCCAAUUCAAAAUCCUCCGCCAUCAACGCCGUCCAAUCUGGCGACUCCGGCACCUCCUCCACCUUCCCAUCAACGGUCAGGAUUUCCAGCUUCAACUCCAACGGCAGGUCCGCCAGCGGGCCCGCCUUCGUCGGCCAGGUCUUCAGUAUGUGUGACCUUUCUGGGACCGGCCUCAUGGCCGUCUCCACCCACUUCGACAUCCCUUUCAUCUCCAAAAGAACACCUGGGUGGCUUAAGAAAAUGUUUGCAACGGUUACUAAGAGCGAAAGAAAUGGUCCUGUAUUCCGCUUUUUUAUGGAUUUAGGCGAUGCAGUGUCAUAUGUUAGAAGGUUGAAUAUUCCAAGUGGUGUGGUGGGUGCCUGUCGUCUUGAUUUAGCGUACGAACACUUCAAGGAAAAGCCUCAUUUGUUCCAGUUUGUUCCAAAUGAAAAGCAGGUCAAGGCUGCAAACAAGCUUUUGAAGACAAUCCCACAGAAUGGAGGAAGCAAAAAGGUUGAUGGUGUUCCAGUUUUUAGUGCUCAAAACUUGGAUAUUGCAAUAGCAACAACGGAUGGGAUUAAGUGGUAUACUCCCUACUUCUUUGACAAAAACAUGCUUGAUAAUAUUCUUGAAGAAUCUGUUGAUCAACAUUUCCAUUCUUUAAUUCAAACUCGGCACAUGCAGCGCCGACGGGAUGUUGUUGAUGACAACUUGGCUGCAGAAGUGAUUGAAGAGAUUGGUGAUAACCUGUGGGAGCCUCCAGAGGUCCAAGAACUGCUGGAUGAGAUGGGCCAUCCUGGAAUUCCUUUAAGUGUUAUUUCAAAGGCUGCAGAAAUGCAGCUCCUUUAUGCAGUUGACAAAGUGAUCCUUGGUAACAGGUGGCUGCGGAGAGCCACAGGCAUACAACCAAAGUUUCCAUAUAUGGUUGACUCUUUUGAGAAAAGAAGUGCAGCUUCUGUUCUGAGAGCAUAUGAAUCAAGUGGCUGUCUUCCCAACACUGAAAUGGAAAAUGAUAGUAAAGAUUCUCAACACCAAGGGACGUCAGAGCUUGCAUUAAAAGAUAAUAUUCAAGAAAACCAAGGACAUAAUCCUGAUUUCAGGUUACCUUUUGGAGAUUUGUUUAGUCAUUUCUGGGCCAAGAAGUCAUGCCAAACAGAAGAAUCAUCAAGGGAAUGUAUAACUCAAAACCUACAGCCAAAUCCGUUUCUUCCAAAGAUUACAAUGGUUGGAAUCUCAACUGGGGAGGCAGGUCAGAUGAGCAAAGCCAGUUUAAAGAAGACAAUGGAGGAUCUAACAAAAGAGUUGGAGCAGACAGAGCAGGGAAGUGCCACAGGUAGUAGUAAUGAGUUCAAAAAUGGAGACAGGGAUCCACUAUUUGUGGCAAAUGUGGGAGAUUACUAUUCUGGCUUGGCAAGGACUGGUUCAGCACGUUGGGUUCGUAGUAGAAACAAUUAAAGGGACUGCUUGAGGAGAUAAAAUUGAUUUAUUGGAGUUAAUUGUGAAUAUUUAUUUCUUGAGCAAAUACUCCCAUACCAAAAAGGAAAGCAAGGAAAAAAAUGGUUAAUAUGGUAUCCAUUCAUCAUAUUUCUUGCUUGGAUGCCAGCUUCUCGGGCGGCUGCAUUCACAUUUUGCCAUCUAGUCUAUGUGUAGAGUGACUAAAUAGAUACUAAUUUUCAUGUGGUAAAAAUACUAGUAAAUUGUUAGAUGCUUGUAUAACAGAGUAUUAAUAUUUAUGUAUCUGCUGUUCUUAUGGCCAUGGUGAGCAUUCAUGGUCAUGAAUAUAAGCGAGGUAUUUUUUGGAAGAGUAGGAUUAAUUGUAUUAUAAUGUGUUUGUUAGAAA